AUGACCCGGUCGAGGUUAACUCUCGCCCUCUUGGUCCUAGUCGUCUGCCUAUUUACUGCGUCUGCUAUCGAUUGGACAUUUUGGAACGACGACGACGAUGACACCCCUGCACCAACCACCAAAAACACACCUGCCCCUUCGACACCUACGCCGACAAUACCCACUCCGACUGUGACGCCUUCUUCGGGAUCCUCUAACCUUCCGACGGGAAACACGCCGACCACGUCUGGCUCCUCAACUCUAGAAGAUAUGCUCAGUGCCUCAGGCUCAGGAUCGUUUAUUGAUGCCUCGACUAUCAAGGUCAAUGCUGAACUUGCCAAGGUAACGGAUGCCACAAGCGACGUCAAGUCGACGUACCGCAACUGGGUGGGCCCUCGAGCCAUUUCUCCCGACGCCGCCUGCUACCGUGAAGCGCAUAUCAUGGAUACGUGUCCAACAAACUUCGAUCGCAAUAAGGCAACCAACACAUGCUGGGCCGAGUGCCCGAUUGCCUACCCUGUCGAAUGUGGUAUGCAAUGCAUCCGCCAGAACGACGACUGUUUGAUGGAGACACUAAACAAGGUCGGAGCUGUGGCUAACUCGGCACUGGCUAUCGCUUCGUUCGGUGCCUUCCAGAAGCUGUGGCAGGUGGCCAAGGGCGUGCACCGCGCGUUCGACUGCGUCAACAUGAUGAUCGGGACCAUGAGAUCAAUUAUUCGCUAUGUGCGUAACAUUAAAACUACCGAUCCGAAAGCCUCUGCAGACAAAAUUAUGAACAUCAUGUACCAGUCGAAUAAUAUCGUGACAGAUCUGCCCAUUGCGGUAUACCUGUGCAUGGGUUGGGAUCUGCCACGACCACUCGAUAUCUCUGGUCGCGUGCUCACGACGAUGAGCUGGAUCCUGUUGAACGCCAUCGCCUACCGGGAAGACAUUUUCUCCAGCUGGAGUAAAUUUAAAGCUUUUCUGGUCGGUGCCAACUUCACGGAGGCCGCCAACAAGGUCAACGAGACAGAGAUCGGGACGCUCAGCGACGCUCUGAAGUCCAAAUCGACGUGUGGCUACGAUCUCCGAGCGUUGACGGACCGCACGUGGAACACCGUGAACCAACUGCGAGCAGACAACCCGGGCAUCUCAGAGGACGACCUGCGUCUCAAGAUGCAGAACACUCCGCUCGUGACGUCUGACAUCGCUAUCGUCACCAAUAACUGCAUGGAGCAAAUGAUUGCAGAGUCGGAUGAGGCUACGGCCUACAAGACGCGUGAGAAGAUCCGCACGGCGUUCAGUGGCAUGAUCAACCAACUUGUGUCCACGGGCAAGAGUAACAAUGGCUCGACUGAAGAUGCGAAUCAAUUCAUGUACACAGCGUUCAGCAAGACCCUCAUUUCGAUCGCUGUUACCGGUUUCGACCUCAUCGGUGUCAUGGGUAUGGCCGCUGCGUACUUACAAACGGUGUGUGGUCCGACGAAUUUUAUCGGUGAGAUAGACGACGGAAAUGACCCGAAGACACUAGGUCUAACUACGAUCCAGAAGGCUUUCACCAAUAGCUCCAUGUCUUGGACCAAGAAAGGUGACGGCGCAGUGAUCGUUGAUUUUAAGAGUGUUGACACCAAGGACGUGACAGUUAACAUCAUGUCAGGUGGUGACAAGGUCGACGAGGUGGAGGUCAAAGCAGGGGGCACCGCCAAGUGGAAAUCCAACGUCACGGGCUUAGCAGGCAAGACGCUUUACUUCGAUCGUUGGCAUCCAGGCUUCCUAGGUUUGCCUGGAACAGGAGGUGGGUCACUUCUCCUGUGGGUGCCUCAUGCAUCUGAAGGUGGCCACUUGGAGAUUCAAGCCAAGCUGAACGUCAGCUAA
Messenger RNA from Phytophthora infestans T30-4, 1833 nucleotides. RefSeq lists its product as uncharacterized. The record is from RefSeq and is a predicted model, not a curated record. Lineage: Eukaryota; Oomycota; Peronosporomycetes; Peronosporales; Peronosporaceae. The coding region runs from base 1 to 1833 and encodes 610 amino acids. The transcript has a single exon.